Molecule: messenger RNA, 1334 nt
Organism: Procambarus clarkii (red swamp crayfish)
Lineage: Eukaryota; Metazoa; Arthropoda; Malacostraca; Decapoda; Cambaridae
Product: ester hydrolase C11orf54 homolog
Cellular component (GO): nucleus
Molecular function (GO): hydrolase activity, acting on ester bonds; zinc ion binding
Source: RefSeq, a predicted model, not a curated record
GCAUCUCAUCCAUGUAGCAUCUCAGUUACUCUCCAGCUGCCUGAUAACGUAGAGCCACAUCGGUACAGUUAGAGAGAAGGUCUGAGAAGCUGGUACAAUGUCACACUCUGUUGAAAAAAGACCUCUUCACGUCCCGUCAUUGGAGGAGUUGGCACCUAUUUUACAAAAUGCAUUGAAAAUGAAUUUUGCUGAAGUAGAUGUGUGUGUCGUUGAAUGUCCUGACCUAACAAACGAACCAUUUCGUUUGGAAGGAAAAGGGUUGUGUGGGUCGCCGAGGCUGGGGGACGUGGGCGGUGUACCACACCUGGUACCGUUGGCCCACAAGGACAAGGUGUAUGACAUCAAGCAAUUAGCAGCUGAGGUACAUCUUCCGAAUGCCUUUGUGUUGGGAGCGGGCGCAGGUCCACAUACAUUUGUUGGUGUUAACAGCGAGUUGAUGGCGAAUGUGAAGACUGGCGAGAAGGCUUCAAAUGGGUCCCGUAUUUCUAAGAUUGAUUCUUCCGGGAACUACGAACUGGUGAAGUUACCAGAGAGCGAAACUAGAUGUGCUCUCAUGUUGAACAUGUUCGCUAGUGAAGGUCGAGCUGGAAAAGUUCUUCGAAUUUGGGCAAAGAAGCGUACCGGCGAGAAUAAUUUUGUAUCGUGCCUGCGCCAAGCACUGGAAAGUCAUUAUGGUGAGAAGCCCGUUGGGUUGGGAGGAACCUUUCGAUUGGUAGAGGGCAGCGCCUGGUGUCACGUCAUGCCAGACUUCUCCUCAGCUCCCCUCUCUUGUGACAAGGACAUCAAUAAGUGGUUACGUUUCUUCGACAUGCCGGCUCCAAUGGUGUUCUUGUCCACUUUAAUCUCCAAAGAUCCUGGGCUGGACCUCCGACUGGAGCACUCUCACGGAUACGGCAACCAGUGUGGUGGCCACUACCACUACGACACCACUCCAGAUGCAGUAGAAUAUGAGGCAUUUUACAACGUGGCAGAGUUUAUAUACCGUAUUGAUAAGCCUAAAGUGACCCACGACUUCGGUAGAAACUAGUAGCUGUUUGCUAAUCUACAGCAAACUUUAACCUUAUUUGAUUAAAUAAGGAACCGAUGAAGGCCAUCAGUAUGUGCAGCUUAACCUGUAAAAUAAUUUUAUUUCAGUUGUCUUUAAGCAAUAAUUAUUAAGCAAGAAUUGUUAAUGAACUGUGUGACAAUUAAAAGUAAUACUGCAAAGUAUAAGACACGUACAUUGGGGACAUUUUACAUAGGGGAUUAAGGGUAGGUCAUUGUUGCAUAUGCUAUGUUGUUAUUUAUGCUCUGUUACUGGUAUGCCAAUUACUUAUUAAAUUCUUUGAAAUAGG